Messenger RNA from Meriones unguiculatus (Mongolian gerbil), 1485 nucleotides. It is a transcript of the gene Tbata, whose product is annotated as thymus, brain and testes associated. The record is from RefSeq and is a predicted model, not a curated record. The transcript has 10 exons. Bases 211 to 1263 code for a protein of 350 amino acids. NCBI's taxonomy places the organism in Eukaryota, Metazoa, Chordata, Mammalia, Rodentia, Muridae.
CAGAGACAAGACCAAAGGAGGGCCUGGCAUGCAGGCCACCAGCCUGUAACCAGGUGUAAGGCCAUAUAUGGCCAAUACACCUCUCUUCAGGAGCCCCAGAUUGUGUUUCAGUUUGUACACCAGCCACCAGACUACCAGAACGGUGCCUUCCAUAGCGAACACUGGCAUUAGGAUUCUAAGAUUGCAAUAUCUCUGAUUGCAAAUGCUGUGAUGACUACAGAGGUGAAAACCCAGUUGGCUGAACAUCCACUAGAGAGUCCAAAGGCGGCACCUGAGCCUGAGAAGAAACCAGAGCACUCUCCAAAGAGUCACGGGGAUGCUGGCUUCCAGAAAGAGUCUGUGGUCCCAUACACUGUGGAUUUCGGGCUGAGCCAGGAGGACGUGAAGGCUUCUAAGCUCCAAACACCCAAUGCCUACCGCUUCGGACGCCUCAGCCACCAUUCCUUCUUCUCCCGGCAUCAUCCCCAACCACAGCGAGUGACACACCUGCAAGAUUUCACUGGGAAGCCUAUCUGUGUGGUGAGAGACGAGUUCCCUCUGGCGUCCUUUACUCAGCCUCCUACUGUCUUAUCUCCCUGUAUGAUGGGGAUGCCCACCAUUUCUGUCCCCAUUGGGGACCCACAGUCUAAUCGGAACCCCCAGCUUUUUUCUGACUCCUGGAAGGAGAAAUUAAAGGACCUGGCUUCCCGAGUGGUUAUCUUCACUAAGGAAGAUGAGUCAAGGAUCAAUGAGAAGGAAGAGCCUCCUCUGAGGGAACAGGGGGCGAAGUACUCAACCGAGACUGGUAGGCUUAUCCCUGCUUCCAGCCUAGCCCUCAGCCGCCGCAGCCGCCAUGGCCAGCGGGGCAACCCUUCUGGCAGAGAUGGAGGAGCCUCCAUUCUGCAGAACCAGGAGCUGCUGAUCUUGGAGCUCCUUUGUCAGAUUCUACAAACGGACUCUCUAAACAAUAUCCAGUUCUGGCUUCUCCAUGCUUCACCAGAGGAGAAAGAAUUGGCACUGGGGCUUCUGCAGACAGCUGUGGCUCAGCUUCUCCCAGAACCCCUCCCCUCCAUCCCAGCAGAGAAGCUGUUGCACCAACUCCAAGAACUUCAAGAACCUCCUCAAGAGACACAGGCUACCUACAGUCCAUCCCAGAGGAAGAUGAAUAUAUCACCUCUACCCAAGCCAGAGUACAUAGGCAAAGCCCAAGUCCUCCGUGUGCAUUCCAGCAAGGAUUUAGAGGAGAUGACCAUGCCAAAGGUGGAGUCAGAGGCAGAGGGCUGAGGAGCCCAGACCAGAGCACAGAGACUUUUGCCUUGCUCAAAGGCAGCUUCUAAGCAUGGGGAAGGGGCCUCUUGUCCCGCUAACUCAACACCUGCCCCUGGUCUCCAACUGUACUCUACUAAAUAAAACACUGCCUUCCCUGUAUGAGGGAAGGUCUCCCCUCCCACUGGAGCGUCUGUGUUUGUUUAUUCUAGAGGAGUAGAGUGCCCUUCUGUGGAGAAA